Molecule: messenger RNA, 1386 nt
Organism: Emiliania huxleyi CCMP1516
Lineage: Eukaryota; Haptophyta; Isochrysidales; Noelaerhabdaceae
Exons: 6
Coding region: 1-1386 (461 amino acids)
Biological process (GO): activation of GTPase activity; nucleocytoplasmic transport
Cellular component (GO): perinuclear region of cytoplasm; cytosol; nucleus
Molecular function (GO): small GTPase binding; GTPase activator activity
Source: RefSeq, a predicted model, not a curated record
AUGAUGGCGGAGGCGGCAGCUGACGAGGCGCCAGAGAACCCGGCGGCCGACGCCACAGGCGAGGCCGACGACGCGGGCGGCGCCGUGAUCGCCCCUCCCGAGCUACCGCCCGAGGCGUGGAGCGCGAUCGCCGACGCUGUGCAAGACUUCAAGCAGCGCUGCCUGCUCCGAUGCGUUUGCCGCGCCGCGCGCCCGUUGGACGUGUCGAUGCCGAUCGAUCGCGAGAGCAAGUACAGCGUGUAUCACACCCGUAAGGGGCUGGGUGACGCCAUGGCUGCCGGGAUCGCCGCGCUCGUGCCGCUGGCGCGCAACCAGAAGCUGCUCUAUCUCGAGCUGUGGGGCAACCACAUCGGCCGCACCGGGGCGGCGGCGCUCGGCCUCGCGCUGGAGGCCAACCCUCCCCUCCAGCAGCUCGACCUCCGCGGCAACGCGCUCGGCGACGAGGGCGCGACCGCCCUGAGCCAGGGGCUGCGGCCCAACGCGCGGCUGCAGUGCCUCCGGCUGGACGAGAACGCGAUCAGCUGCGCGGGCGCGGGCGCCAUCGGCGCGGCGCUCAUCUCAUCCCAGAGCAGCGGCCUGCGCGGCCUCGGCCUCGGAAAGAACCUGGUCGGCGACGAGGGCGCAGAGCUGCUCUCUGCGGCGCUGCUUGGCCACAACCCGCGCCUCGGCGACACCGGCGCCGCUCGUUCGGGCUCGCUCGGCGGCUGCAAUUGGUACAAUGGCACCGUGACCGAGGUGCGCAGCGACGGCCGCUUCGACAUCUGCUACGACGACGGCGACACGGAGCAGGCGGUGCCGCCGGAGUUUGUCAAGGUCGGCUCGUCGAGUGGCGCCGGUCGGCCGCCCGCCAAGCGAAAGGCUGCCGGCGGCGGAAAGGCUGCUGCUGACAAGGGCGCGGGGCGAGCCAACGGCGUCGGCGGCUCCUCGGCGGCGGGCCAGAAGCGCAAGCUCUCGAAGGUGGACGAGGCGGACUGGCUCGAGUCGCGUUUCUCGCCGCUCGCCGCCGAGUCGUCCAAGCUGGCGCGCGGCGUUGCCGACGCUUUCGCCGAGCUGCCGCCCGAGGAGCAGGCGCGGCUGCUGCCGCUGCUGCCCGAGUGCGACCGCGACCCGGCGGCGCUGCAGCGCGCCAUGCGCUCGGAGCAGCAGCAGCAGCUGGCUUCUGGCGAGUACGACCCGGCGUGCGCGGAGAUGGUGCGGGCGCGUCGCUCGGCCGCCGAGCGCAAGGCCAAGCGUGCGCAGGAUCUCGGCCGUGAGAGGUUGCGCCAGGCGUUCCAUUUCACUGUGGCACAGCUCGCGUUAUACAAAACCUUGAUUUUGACCAUUGCGCGAAAAAUGUACCUCUCGGCGGUGCCUUCCAGAGGCAGGAGCUGCGACCCCGCCGAGUAG